AUGAAAAAAUUGUUUGAAACAAAUUUUAGUGAUUCAUAUGAAUUAUCAAAGCUCUUGGAAAUGAUCAAUUUAGAAAUAUCACUUGGCAUUAAUUAUGAAGUAAAUUCUAUUACAAAUAUUGUGAAAAGAAAAUUAAAUGAACAUUAUGUUUCAAGAAUCUGUUUAGAAAGUCCAAACACCUGUCCUAAACUCUUUUAUUUAUACUGUUUAGUUGGUGGAAAAUCAGCAGAAAAUAUGUUAAUAUCCUAUUUAACAGGAAACAAAUCAACAGGAGUAAUGAGAUAUCAUGCUAUUAAUUCUUUAUCAGAGCUAUUGAAUCCUUCAGAAGAAUUUAUUGAAAAUAUAUUAUUGUUAAUAGAGUCACUAGAAGAUCAAGAUAUUGUUGGAACUUUAAUUGUUAACCUUGGGAUUAUAACUAGAAAAUCAUCUAUUCCUAUAGAUAUACAAACUAAAGUGGCUGAAACAUUUCUAAAUUUUAUUGAAACUUCUUCAGAGAAAUGUAUUGUAACACCUUUCAUUACUGAUAUAUUUAUAGGUUUAGGAAAUUUGCAAGAUAAAAUUACACUUCAUAAAUUGUUGUUACACAUUGAAACCUGUAUGAAAAAUGAAAAUUAUCAAAUUGUUGCAUUAAAUGCUCUGCGCCAACUUUAUAGUCAAUCAGAAGUACAAAAAUGGCUUUUGAAAUUGUUAUCAGUAGGUUCCUGUAAACUUAAAUCAAAUAUAGUUAGUAUUUUAGCAGAAGAAUGUGUACCUCGCAAUAAAAAUGGAGCUGCACCAAAUUGGCCACAAGUGGAUUUUAAUGAAAUAGAUGAACUACUACAUUAUUGGUUGGUGUCCAAUAUGUUCCAUUAUAAUAACUGCCCUAGUAUUCAACAAUUAUAUCAAUAUUUUGAAAAGAAGAUGCAUCCAGAGACAAAAAAUUUAUUUAAAAAAUUUUAUUUCUAUUAUGUUAACAAAUUAAGAAGAAAGAGAGAUUUAUAUUCAGGCUAUAUGGAUCAUGAAACUUGCAGUAAUAAGUUAAAUUCCUUUAGAAAUUAUGCCUUAACAUUAAAUAGUGAUGCUUUUAUAAAUUACAAAUACCAAAAACACUGUAAUGGUGAACAAAUAUUUGGAAAGUCUAAACUCAAUGCAGUGUACAAAACUGGCAUUUCUACAAUGUUAGAAGAUGAAAACAAUUAUAUUGUAACUAACAGAUUAGGAAAGACAAUUAAUGUUUUAGGAAGAUCUUUUGAUAUGGGCUCAAUAACAAUAUAUAAUUUUAAUAGAACAAUGAGAAUAUAUCAUAAUUUUGAUGGUGAGACACGAGCUGACAUAAUUUCAGAGUUUAUUUGUCAAAUUGGGACAUUAAAUUAUCCUGCCUUUUACCAUAUCCCACUUUAUACAUUUCCAAUAGGAAUAAUUCUAAUGUCAUUUGGCAUCCAUAUUAGUGGUGAUUUGAAUCUCACAGUUAGUUGUCCUGAAGAUGGAAUUUUUAGUGUUCAACCAGUAUCAAAGAUCAGAGUUGCUCUUGAAGGACUUGGUACAUUUCCUCCUAUACAAGCAGCUAUCAACUUAGGAGCAACAUUUAAUACCCAUAUGGACACUUAUCUACAACCUAUUCCUCACUGGUGCACAAAUUCAAGUGUUGGAUAUGAACCUAUGAUCAUAAGCACAGAAGCUUGGUUUUUGAUUCCACCCAAUCCAAGACAACAUUUUUCACCUGACUUUUUGAAAUGGGAAAUUGGAGAAAGUAAUGAUAUACCUCUGACUGAAUUUUGUUUGGAUCCAAAUGUUCCACAAACUACAUCACCAAGGGAAGAUAAUACAACAUUUACUGAAAUAACAACAAAAUCAGGAUUGGCAACAUUAUCAUCAACAUUGACAUUAACAUCAGCAUCAGUAAAAACUAAUGAAACUAAUUUGCACUCUGAAAAUUCAGUUAAACAUAAUUUUAAAUAAAGUUAUGAAUAAGGUUCAAAAUAUGACUGAAGG
This is a messenger RNA of Centruroides sculpturatus (bark scorpion), 1971 nucleotides long. RefSeq lists its product as uncharacterized. The transcript has 9 exons. Lineage: Eukaryota; Metazoa; Arthropoda; Arachnida; Scorpiones; Buthidae. The coding region runs from base 1 to 1938 and encodes 645 amino acids. The record is from RefSeq and is a predicted model, not a curated record.